Messenger RNA from Limulus polyphemus (Atlantic horseshoe crab), 3361 nucleotides. Its product is annotated as CCR4-NOT transcription complex subunit 6-like. Gene Ontology annotation, molecular function: poly(A)-specific ribonuclease activity; protein binding. NCBI's taxonomy places the organism in Eukaryota, Metazoa, Arthropoda, Merostomata, Xiphosura, Limulidae. The transcript has 8 exons. Gene Ontology annotation, biological process: nuclear-transcribed mRNA poly(A) tail shortening. Bases 317 to 2974 code for a protein of 885 amino acids. Gene Ontology annotation, cellular component: cytoplasm; nucleus; CCR4-NOT complex. The record is from RefSeq and is a predicted model, not a curated record.
GCGGGAGAGUUUUAAUACUGAUAGUCGGAAAGAGGCGUUAAGUGACUUUUAUUGUCAGCCGUCUUUAUUUACUCGAGCAAAUACAGGACAGUUUUGACUGUAAAGUAGAUACUUAAAGUAAUAAUCUGUUUUACCAUCACUUGUUGCUUUGUUAGCUGAGUAGUGAUGAUGGUUUAUUUUAACCUAUGUAGCAUACCUUCUGUUUAUUGAUGUGUCCCUAUUUUCAGAAAUUAGAUUAUUUUAAGCCAGUUUUUGGUGUCUUCCACGCUGAAUCUUCUUUAGAACGUAUCGUUAAUAAACACAACUGUAGAAAACCAUGGGUCCACAUUAUAUAGCAUCAGUUGACUUGCAGCGAUUCUUAGGGUCAAGUCUCAUAAGUCAUCAAACACAUGGAAAAACGAAAAUGUACCCAUCUGAUUUAGGAAGACGUUUGGAGAAUGGAGGUUCUCGAAGUGCAGGAGCAUCAUGGAAUGGCUACCAAUUACCUAUGUGUAACUAUCAAUCCUGUAAUAGUCACAUGCCUCAGUUCGGUCAUUCCAAUCUGAACUACCUCGUCUGGACAGGAGUUCCCUUGGUAAAUUUGGCAAAUGGUGUGUUAAAUGGUCAUGAUAAAUGGAGUUAUGAAUUAUCCAGAAGGAAUGAUUAUGAAAAGUGUUUGACUCGAACGCGUGAAUAUGGCAUUUCUCAUGCAUUAGAAGAGAACGUUCCUUCCAAGUCUUAUUCCAUACCUAUUCAUUCUUAUGUUGAUGCUAAUAACAUACACGCGCAAGAAACUCCUCCAAUAUUUCCAGAAGAAGACAAAGAAACAUCUUUGUUUAGGAAUUUGGAUGAGGUAGAAGGGCACGGUUUUUUCUCGGUUGAAGGAUUCCAUCAACCUUGUCGUUUUUACUCGCCUGAAGACUGCUAUGGUAUAAAAGAGGUAAAUCCCUUGAUAUUCUCAUAUCCUACAUCGUUGGAUCAUCAGCAGUUUGGAGAUGAAACGUCGCCUGUUAGUAAUGAGUCUUAUUACAGAUACGUACCUGAACUAGUUUGUCAAGUACAACAAAAUGAUUCUUUUGGUUUCAUGUGGAAAGAAUCCUUUGAUAUCACAGAUAACUGUUUGCCACAAAUUGUAAAACCACGCAAACGCUUAAGAAAGCAUAAGAAUAUGUGUACAUUUCAAGAUCAUAUCAGUAGUCGUAGCGGUAUUUUAACAUUGAAGCCGUACCAACCACUGUGCUAUAAGUAUUCUAAUUUUCAAAAAAAUCAAGCUAAAAUGCGUGAAAUAGAAGUUAGUAACGAUGACUUUAAAAAUAUACAAUCACAAAGUCUAGUGAUUGAAAACGUGUCUCGAAGUCGAGCUAACAAAGCGCUGAUGGCCGAGUUAAGUGAUUCUGCCACUAUAAGUUUACAGUCACAAAGUUUGAUUGGUGAUGACUCAUUUGCAGCUGAUUCGAUAUCAUCAAAUUGUUCAUCAGUCUUGACCAAUUCAGUUUCUCAUUAUAAAGUUUGUUAUCCACAUGUUACACCACUGUAUUCCGAAUGUGAAUAUUUCGAAGAUCUGUCGUCUUCCCUGUUUCUAGUGGCACAACAGGACCCAUCGGACCAGCUUACAAGAAAGGAACCUGAAAUAUCAACUACAGAACUAGAGUCUGAAGUCCCAUCUCGGUUUUUUACAUCGUGUUAUGAAAGUAAUGAGUUGAAAAUGAACUUUUGUCCCAGGUUGAGUUUGUCUGAAGAGAACGAAAUGAACAGAGGAGAUAAAUUCGAAACCUACGUCACCCCAGGAUCAGAACCGUCAUCUCAUUUUUAUAUCAGCUCUUUCACCUCACCUUAUCCUCCCCAGAGACCAUGGAUUUCUUUAGAACAUCCAAAUAGACAGAGUCCCUCAUGUGUUUUCAGUGUAAUGUGUUACAAUAUACUGUGUCCUAAAUAUGCCACCCGCCAGAUGUAUGGGUACUGUCCAACUUGGGCUCUCAGCUGGGAGUACAGGCGGAAGUGUAUAAUGGAAGAGAUUAAGCACUAUUCUGCAGACAUAAUAUCUCUACAGGAAGUUGAAACUGAUCAAUUCUAUAACUUUUUCCUCCCUGAACUGAGGAAUGAAGGCUAUGAUGGUAUUUUUUCACCAAAGUCAAGAGCAAAGAUUGUUCUGGAGAGUGAAAGGAAACAUGUGGAUGGUUGUGCCAUUUUUUUUCGCUCAAACAAAUUUUCUCUUAUAAAAGAACACCUGGUGGAGUUCAACCAGUUGGCUAUGGCUAAUGCUGAGGGGUCUGAUGAUAUGCUGAACAGGGUUCAGACAAAGGAUAACAUUGGUCUAGCAGCACUUCUGCAAACUAAUGAGGGAGCAUUUGAGAAUGGGGUUUUGCCUGGUUCUUCUGAAAUUCAUCAGCCCUUACUGGUGUGUACAGCUCACAUACACUGGGAUCCAGAAUAUUGUGAUGUCAAACUCAUUCAGACUAUGAUGCUGAUGAGUGAAUUACAUGGGAUUUUGGAAGACGCUACACAGAGUUUCCGUCCAGGCUCUCAGAAGCCUGAUAUCAACAAUAUACCUUUGCUUCUCUGUGGAGAUUUCAAUUCCCUACCUGAAUCAGGUGUUGUGGAAUUUCUAACUUCUGGAAGAGUAUCUGUAGAUCACCCAGACUUUAAGAAACUAGGUUACAAGGAUUGCCUCCGAAAACUGAGUAGCACAGAUAAAACAAGUGAAUACACCCAUUGUUUCAUGUUAGCCAAUGCUUACAAAGAAGAUUUCAUGACUUACACAAAUUACACGUAUGACUUCAAAGGUAUCAUUGAUUACAUCUUCUUCCCUACAAAACACAUGACAGUCCUGGGGCUACUAGGCUCACUGGAUCUGGAAUGGUUGAAAGAAAAUAAGAUUGCUGGCUGUCCUCACCCUCACAUCCCAUCUGAUCAUUUCCCACUACUUGUGGAGUUUGAAAUCACUCCUCAGUCGAGUUUUCCAGUUCUCCCCAAUGGACUGAUACACAGUAGAUAGCAGCUUUAAUAUUUGCUGUGGCCACAAGGUGGUAGAAUUAGCUGAUUGGCCCAGUUAGGGCACAGCUCUCUACAUUAGGGGUAACAACGACUUUGGCAUUUCCAGAAGCAGCUCUGUACUCCACAUCAUCCUCAUUCAUGCAUCCCUUCCAGUCAUCACAAAAAAUGUAAAGUUUUUAUCAUUCUUUUUUUAAGAAGUUUCACUUUCAGGGCCCACAGUGUUUUAAAUAGACAGCCUUUAUAUAUAUUUCAUAAAACUUCAGUUUGCAUUUACAGAACAGCCAAUGUAUUUUUUAGUGAUUUUAAAAAACAAAAUGUUCAAACUGUCUGAAGUGUUGUUAUUAAUUCAUGUACCCAAUUGAUAGCUGUGAUGCCAGUGUACGUAAAU